Molecule: messenger RNA, 5579 nt
Organism: Lytechinus variegatus (green sea urchin)
Lineage: Eukaryota; Metazoa; Echinodermata; Echinoidea; Temnopleuroida; Toxopneustidae
Product: arrestin domain-containing protein 3-like
Exons: 10
Coding region: 718-1965 (415 amino acids)
Biological process (GO): protein transport
Cellular component (GO): cytoplasm
Source: RefSeq, a predicted model, not a curated record
AAUGAUAAAAAUCAAAAUAAUCAGCUGGGAGAAGACCAAAAAGGACGCCCAACUCAUCUAAGGGUCUUCUUAGAAUCUGGAAAUAGAAGCAGCCAGCCCGAAUUUUGAUAUAAAGCGAAUUUACUGGUUGGAGCAGAUGUAUAAACUUGGUAAAAGCACGUAAAUUUGUCCGAGUCUUGAAUCUAGCCAGGCAUAACCCAGACUUCGCAUCCCGCAGAGUCCGUCUGUCGCUGCACUGUGCCUGUGGCACAGCUACGUACAGUGCAGUGCCAAGCCCGCAAUCAGCAACAAGAUCACAAAGCUGAAUGACAGCGCACAGCCAGGACUCGGGAGACAGUGACAGUGACAGCAUCGCUCAACAACAAUAAGUGAAAUUCUUCAUCUUGUGAACAGUUUGUGAGUGAUCUUUUAUACAAAUUGAACUCUUACUGGAAUGAGACUGAGUAGGUUACAUGUACAAAGACUACAUUCAUGACCAGGAGUGGUGCGAGAUUUUUUUGUGGAGUCUAAUGCAGCUUGUCGCAGUGACCGGUGUGUCGCCACAAAAAAUGUACCUGAAAUGAUUUGAGACAUUUGAAUGGCAUUUUUAAGAUAUUUGAUGCAUUGUAGACUAGGCACCACCCACCGUCCCCAAACAAGCAGAUUAAAGGAUAAGACGUGCUUAUUAAUAAGGAGGUCCAGGACUUGUGUGUUUGUGGCUUUGUGUAAUUAUGCAAUAUGGUGAAACUGAAGGAUUUCCACAUAGUGCUCGACAACAACAAGAAUGUAUAUUCGGCAGGAGAGUUUGUCUCGGGACAUGUCGCUGUCGACCUUCGAGGGGACAUGAAAAUGCGAGGCAUCCGCAUCUACAUGCGUGGACUUGCCAAGGUACAUUGGAGUGAAUCUAGAGGUGGAGGUCACCAAACGGGAUCCUACACCAAAUAUUAUGAUGCAGAGGAGGAGUACUUCUACAUGAAACAAGUCUUAUUUGGAAAAGAUGAAGAUGAAGGUGGAAGUAAUCCCGUUCUGAGAGCAGGCCAUCAUGAACUGAGAUUUAGCUUUCAAAUCCCGUAUGGGAGAGUUGCCACAUCGUUUGAAGGAAAGUAUGGCAGGAUACGCUACUGGCUAAAGGCUGAGAUUGAUAAACCAUGGGGCUUCAAUAGCAAAACCAAGAGAGCAUUUACCGUCAUUGAUCACAUCGAUAUCAAUACACCUCAACUAUUGGCUCCACAAACAGGUUUUCAAGAAAAGACUGUAUGCUGUGGACUAUGCGUGGCAGGUAACAUUAGCAUGUCAAUAAAGACUGAUCGCAAAGGAUACUGCCCAGGAGAAUCUAUUGCCAUAUCAGCAGAGUUUCAGAACGGUUCUGCCCGGCGCAUAAAACCCCGUGCUACUCUGUAUCAAAGGACCACAUUCUUUGCCGAUGGAAAAUCGAGAUCCGUACGCAAUGCAGUAGCCGGUCUGCAAGGGAACACGAUCCGGGGACGGCGGACCGAGAACUGGAACAAUAAACUCUUGAAAAUCCCCCCAAUCACACCGACGUUGACCAACUGUGGUAUAAUAAAACUGGAAUAUUUCCUUACGAUAUGUUUAGAUAUCACCGGAGCUAUGAACCUGUAUCUUCACCUAUCCAUCGUGGUUGGUACCGUGCCUCUAAGAGCUCCGCCCUACACCCCGUUUGAUGUGCUAUCGGUAGGAAGCAGCGGUAUAGAGGUGUCUUAUCCCAGUAUCUUCCCGUCACCGUCCCUCUCGGAAGGAGAAGCACCCCCAAGCUAUGCAGAGUGCGUGUUUGGAGGAGUGGAUAUACGAGAUGACGAACCGGGCGACGCAGAGAUGACGGGGGAUCCCAUGUUCACACCGAUGUAUACUUACGUUUCUAACUACGAAUUCAGGCAACCACCACCACCCUAUUCAUUGACGGAUCCUAACGUCCAUAGUAGCGAAGAAACAACCAGACAACCGUCGCUAUGUGAGGGAGUGUCAUAGAGCCUGACCAUAGAUUCAACACGUUUUGACUGCUGGGUGAAUAUGUUUUUCGGACCAUCUCUGAACCAAGAUCGAAAUGCCAUCAUCAUUCUGCAAGUUUGUACCAAAUGAGUGCCAUGUGGGGUACCUCAGGUAUAUCAAAAGGCACGUUGUCAUCUCUGUUAUUCAGAUGAUACUUGCUUUAUUGUUCCUUGUCCUUUCAUUUAUUUGGUAGUAAUGGUCACUUCUGAGAUGAUGUUACGGUGUGAUGCUAUUGUCGCUUUUCAUCAAAGUGUUCAUAACCAAUGGAUUUACCAUUAUUUUUUACAGGUAUUUGGACAUUUUCAAAAGAAAAACUUUGCCGUCAUUGCUACUGUAAUUAUUCAGCAUUCUGCAAAAUAAAAUUGUACUUAAGAAUUAUAUUAAAAUCAUGUAAAAUAAGCCAGCAUAGUUGUAAAAUAUGAAUCACAUCAUGAGACAAAAUCUAACGGGAAGUGAUGCAAAUUAAUGAUGAUGAUUAUCAGUAUCACAGAUAACUCUUUGCAAUUAUGAGUUCUUAUGUAAUUCACUGUGGUCUCAUAUGAGAUAAACUAUGAAUCAAAUUUACUGAAUUUUUUGUUUAACCCUGCAUGAGAGAUGCAUGAAGAUAGUGACGGUGUGAAAAUAGUGAAUAGGCAUGAGUGUGAUGGUACAUCAAGCAGCAUUGGGUCAGGAUCUCUGCAACCUUGAGAAAUUUUUUAUUUAGGCAUGUACAGUAGCGACAACUAUAGAAGUACCAUGUAUAGACCAUUCACAUGGUUGGUGUCCCUUGCAUAGUAUCCCACUUUGAAACAUGUAUUACAGGAACCUAUAUAUGAAGACCACCUGCUCAUAAAGACUGCUUUUCUUGUCUCCCUUCAGUGGUCUUUCUGUACAGGUUUCAGGAUGUUAUGACUAGAUUAGCACCAUUAAUGCUUUCUUGGUAUGAGGUAUGAAGUGGAUAUUUCCACGGUGACACUCAAAAGGGACCAACAUUUUCAUGUACAGGUUUUACAACAUUUUUGCUCCGUGUUGAUGUUUCGUCUUCUCUUUGUGUUUUAUUGCAUCGUGUGAUCCCGUUACGGUAGAUUUCUGAGCAAGACUGAUUCAGAUGCAAGUGGAUAUUUUUUCUCUUUUUUCUCUGCCAGUAGAGGUUGGAGUCAGAGAUUGCUCCAAUAACAUUGCUUCUUAAUUAUGCAUGAACAUGGGUGGUCUAUUCGGGUAUUGGACUCAUGGUUGUGAGGUGGUGAGUUUGAAUCCACAUUGUAACCAAAUAAGCCCAAGAGUAAGGUAUGACUCCUAAGAAGAUCAGCCAUUAUGACUGAUUAAUAAAUUAACUGAUGUGAGAUGUUUCCCAUGUCAUUGGUGAAACCAGUUUGGCAUUGAUGCGGUGGAAAGCUGCCAGUGGUGCCAAGAUCCUGUGAGAGUUGUUUUAACAGUUGGUCCGUGAUUUGCCCAUUACAAAUCAAUUAAAAUUGAUUACAGUAGAGUGUCUAUUGUAUUGUAUUAUAGUCACUGCUUGAAGCUCCAAGAGGAGUGGAGAUGUUGCAUACAUUGUUUGUGAGCAUGCCAGGAUCUGAUGAGCAGAUUUGUCAAUUGGGUCAAUCAUUAGUAUAAAGUUUCUUCCUGAUCGUGAUCUGAAAGAGGGUUAAUUUUAUAACCUGGAAUGGGGACAUUUAACACUCUUUUGUUUCUCUUCAUAUCUGGGUCUUGUGAAUCAUGUUGUUUAAAUUUGAAAAUCGACAUCAAACACACCCUAAGAACAACUCAUUACUGAUGUUUUUUAUCUACAUGUAGACCGUUCAUUACAUUUAAAGGGGCCAGCUAGUUAACUGUCAUGGGGAAAGCAUACAUACCUUUAUUUCAGCUUAAGUUCGAUAUUUGAAUUAUCUGAAUUAAGACUGCCAUGAUAGCUCAGUCGGUAGAGCGGGGGUUUCGGAUUCCGGUGACCUGGGUUCGAUUCCCAAGUGGUGCGCUAGUGCUCUUUGGUAAGGCAUUUAUCCUCAUUACCAGGUCCCUUGGAGAGGACCUUAAGCAGUCGGUCCCCUGGUUGCUUGCUCACAGGCAUUCAUGCUUUCUUAGCAGUCAGGUAAAAAAUCUCGGUAUAAUAUAUAAACCUCGGUAUAAUAUAAUUUAUGUUUCAAAUGAUAGCGGAAUGAGAAAUCGAUCAAACAGGUGAUUGUAUGGAAAAGCAAUUACAUACAUUUACAUUUAGAGUGCUCCUGUACACAGCAGUUUUUACGUAAUCGGUGCCGAUAUACAGUGACAUCUGGGAAAGGGAAGAUAGAGCAAAAGGCAGUAGACCGACCAAACCAGGGGCUUGUUUCAUAUUAUUAAAGGACUUGUAGCUAUCGUAACUAUGUCAUUAUGGCCACCUACCAUGGUAAAUUGCAAUAUUUGUAACUGUUUAUGAAACGGAAACCCCAGGGUAACUGCAUUUUCACUUUCAAAUGUAUGAAGCAUAAUGCAGGAUGAUUUACUUUUAUUCAUAAUAAUAAUAUUAGCAGGGCCCGCUGGGAGAACAGUUUUCGGAACUGAAGUGGCUACCCUGGGUAAAUACAUGUAUACCGUUAUUAUUAUUAUUCAACGAUAAAGAGAGAUGCUAAGAGUGUAAGUAAAAUGACAAUCUGGACUUCAAUCAAAUCCAUGCUGCCUGAACUUUUAUCACAUUUUUUACGAUCUCCAUGUCCCAUGAUUUUGUCCCUUGUAAUGGAGUAUUAGUUUCAAAACAAAAUAUGUUUAGAUUAUGAAAAUUCUUGCACGAUGUCUAUAUAUAUAUAUCAUUGAAGAAAAAUACUGAAUAUUUGUUAAUUGUUGAAUCUGCCCAAAUAGGUCAGUUGGGAGAAUAAAAUAAAAAUUUUAGUAAUGUGUAUAAUAAAUGGCCAAAGUAAGCGUACAACCGAAACAGAUCUUUCUACAUAAAAUGUAUAUUGAUACCUAGAAAGAAGUGUAGAAGGUUCAAUCAAUUGAGAUGUCACAGAGUUUUGUGUCAUUUAUUUUAAUAAAAUGGCAAUCAAAUGCCAAUACCUACAUGCAUGCAUUGCACAUUGGAAGAAAUGAUAUCAGUGUUUUAACUCAACACACACUGCCAAUUUGCUUGUGUAAUUCAGAAUAAUAUUUUUCACAUGAAUGGCUUUAUCCAUUUAUGUCUUGUAGUAAAAAGUGGGUGUUUUCCUCAUAGUAUUAGAACAUACCUUGUACAACUGAUUUGAAUAAUGAAGUAAAGCCUCACUUUGACUUGGUAUGUCUUCUCACUGUUUAAAACUAAAUGAUUAAGCUUCAAAUCUAUUUAAAAAAAAUUUGAUAUUAAAAUUGAGCGCUAAAUAUUUGGUCCAGGGUUGUACAAACUUAUGACUUCAUACUUAACGAGAUUAUGACUUUGUUAGGACAAAUUAUUCAGUGCUAACUCUUUGAACAAUCUGAUUGGUCUUGAGGUUUCUGUUAACUCUGCAUGAUUUUGUGAUGCUUAAAAUACAAUUUUUUUAAUGCACCAUAAUGCAGAGCUUUAUUGUACCAUAUCUGAACGAACCUGUAGCCUUUUUGGGAAGCUUCUCUUGCUCCCUACAUGAUUUGUACUGUACCCAUAAUGAAAGCUGACUAAAGGCCAAUCAAGACAU